AUGUCUCCGAGUCUUCACGCUUGCAGAAUUUGCGGGAAAAAAUUCGCAACCCCAAAAGGUGUGUAUGGUCACCAGAGGAUUCAUUAUGUUUCGCAACGGAUUUGGGGUUUUAAGGAGUCUAGGGUUUGCUCGAUUUCGACUUCUGCUAAAUCGACCUCCUUCGAAUCAGAAUCUCAUGAUCCAUCACGGAGACGAUACAAAGCCACCUCUUCGUUGUCACUCAAAAAAGCUUCUUCUUUUAUGACUGAGACUGAGCAACAUGAGAUGAAUGAAGCUGCAAUGAGCUUAGUUAUGCUUUCUGAACGACUUGUUGUUAUGAAGAAUUUGCCUCCUGGUGAUGAUGUUUCCAUGGAUUUGGAGGUGAAACCUAUGCAAGAGACGAUCAUAGGUUGCGCGGAGUCGAAACAAGAGGCCAUUGAAGUGUUGGGUUUUGAGAAGUCUGCGACUUGCAGUGGUGUUGCCAUGGAUUUAGAGCUUAAACCUAUGCAAGAGACGCACAUAGGUUGUGUGGAGUCGAAACAAGAGGCCAGUGAAGUGUUGGGUUUUGAAAAGUCUGCUACUUGCAGUGAUGUUGUUGCUCAAGCAUUACCUUCCCCUGUGAGGAGUAGUUUGCAGACAAAACCUCAGAGUAACUGUAGCUAUAGAUUCAAAAUAUGUGGCAAGAGUUUUCGACGUUCUCAAGCUCUAAGUGGUCACCAAACACUUCAAGGAUCGGUAAGAGAGCUAUUAGCGCGUAAAAGGACAUUUGAACAUGGUGAUUCUAUGUCUGGCUCACCUGAAGCUAAGAAGGUUGUUCUGCAACCAUCAUGCUCUGAAUUCUAUCAGGAGGAUUUGACUGGAGUUGGAGUUACUAAUGUGAAGGGACAUUGCGUUGAGCCGAGACAAGAGUUCAGUGAAGUGUUUUCUCACUCGGGUUUGGAAAAGUCUAGUACUUGGAGUGAUGAUAUUGCUCAACCAUUACCUUCUCCUCUGAGAUGUAAUUUGCAGAAGAAAACAGAGAGUGCCUCCAGAUAUAAAUGCAAAAUAUGUGGCGAGAGUUUUAAGUUUUUUCAAGCUUUAGGUGGUCACCAAAGGGUUCACAGAUCGAUUAGAGGCCAAUUAGCGCGUGGAAAGGAGAAUUUCGAAGGUGGUAAGUCACUGUUUGUGUUGACUGACUCAGGAGCCAAGAAGCUUGUUCCAAAGCCAUCAUCAUGCUUUGAAGUCUCUCGGGAGGAGUUGACUGAACUUAGAGAUACAAAUGUAAAGGAACAUUGUCUUGAGACGAAACACGAGUUCAGUGAGGUGUUUUCUCACUCGGGUUUUGAAAAGUCUGGUACUUGCAGUGAUGUUGCUGGUCAAGCAUUACUUUCUCCUCUAAAAAGCAAAUUGCAGACAAAACCACAGAGUAACUCCAGCUAUAACUGCAAAAUAUGUGGCAAGAGUUUUGUGUGUUUUCAAGCUCUAGGUGGACACCAGAAACUUCACAGAUCGAUGAGAUACAAAUUAGCGCAUAAAAAGAGGACAACUGAAGGUGUUAUUCACUGUCUGGCUCAUCAACCUUUGAAGACUCGCAGGGAACAUUAA
Messenger RNA from Microthlaspi erraticum, 1563 nucleotides. Lineage: Eukaryota; Viridiplantae; Streptophyta; Magnoliopsida; Brassicales; Brassicaceae. The record is from the annotation of a GenBank genome assembly.